Messenger RNA from Cuscuta epithymum, 1117 nucleotides. Lineage: Eukaryota; Viridiplantae; Streptophyta; Magnoliopsida; Solanales; Convolvulaceae. The record is from the annotation of a GenBank genome assembly.
CUUUUUUUAUCAACCACUAAGAAAGUAAUCGUGUCACAUUGGACGGACGGGUAGGCCUCGUGCCUACCGUUUGGUGCGGCGAUUAUCGAUCGUCCGCGGUUUUCUUCUCUUCGCUCGACGAUCGAGUCUCGAACAAACAGCAGUUUCGGCGCUCGAGCCUUGAGUUCGUGAUCUGGGCGAACGAAAUGGAGCAGAAUGACACCAAUGGAGGGGAAGCACUGGCCAACGCCUAUGAAAUGUUGGAUCUGGAGGAAGAGGACGAUGUCCUCGUGGUCGCACUAAUGGCUCUGCCCUCAGCGAAACACAAUCUGACCAUGGUGGGGACCAUUACAUCGGAAAUGUUGAUACGUUUUUCUCAAUUUAGAGAUGUCUGACUAUGGCGUCUGUGUGGAAACCGGAAAAUGGUGUUUCUAUAACUGAAAUUGGUCCUAGACGAAUAAUAGGGCAUGCAGAAAGUCAUUGCCUGCGUAAGCGGCGGGGCUACGAAGUCACUGGUGAAAAACCUUUUGGUCCUUGGCUUAGAGCUACAAAAGGGCCAAAGCAAUGGAAAGAGAAUAAAUGGCUAGUUCCAGCGGAGAAAGGAAUAUGUUCUGAUAGCAAGGCUACCAGUGGAAAUAGAGAGGACAACAUGCAACCAAGUACUAGGGAGGGGGGCUCUCACCACACGAGAGGGGAUACAUUGAGCAGAAACAAAGGCGUGUGGAGGAUCCAACAGAGGACUAGACCGCCAUGCACAACAGUGAGAGACACUGGUCCGAAGCUUUGGGAGUUAAAUAAGGCCGAGGGCCAUGAAGACUUUAUUUAUUUUUGCUAUUUUCUCUUUUAUGGUACUCAUGUUGCUUUUCUUAUUGUUUGGAACUCUAGGGGUAGGUUGUGGUUCACCUUUUCUUUUUUGCUUUGGGAUGUUAUUGUUGGUGGAAGCGAUAAAGCUUGUUUGACCGUUAAAAGCUUCAAAACUCUCAAAUGGUUCACGAAUAGUCUCGCACUCUCGCUCUUUAUGGGGUGGUCUAUUCUAAGCCUAGCCAGAGAGUGGGGGGGCCUUUGGGCUUUGCGGGGCCUCAAGAGGAGGUUUGGCGUUAUAAGGGUGAUAGUACUUUUAGAGGUCUGAGUGAGGAGG